This is a messenger RNA of Colossoma macropomum (tambaqui), 2893 nucleotides long. It is a transcript of the gene slc25a25b, whose product is annotated as solute carrier family 25 member 25b. The coding region runs from base 644 to 2248 and encodes 534 amino acids. The transcript is spliced from 10 exons. Lineage: Eukaryota; Metazoa; Chordata; Actinopteri; Characiformes; Serrasalmidae. Gene Ontology annotation, biological process: transmembrane transport. Gene Ontology annotation, cellular component: mitochondrial inner membrane. The record is from RefSeq and is a predicted model, not a curated record. Gene Ontology annotation, molecular function: calcium ion binding; ATP transmembrane transporter activity.
UUUCAUGUAGUCGGCUGUCAAAUAGACCACCAAUUUACCGGAUUGUUUAGCUGUGUUCCGCCUAAAACUGGAUUUUUUAGUCAAGUUGAAGAUUACACAGAUUUUUUCGCCACGUUCGAAGUUUUUAUUUUGUUUUUUGUCGGUUUUAUGAAACAAAAACUUCGACGCCGGCUUCUGGCGAGCUAACGUUACGCUCGGCUAGUGAGAGCAUCCACCUCAUCACUGCUGGCGGAUUCUUCACUGCUAACGUGAGUGCCUCGGGUUGAAUAUGUACCUUUGGCUUUCAUUUCUAACCUUUUUUGUAUUUUGUUGAGACUGCUACGCGAAGAACAAUGGAGUGGACACAAGCGUACGAACAACUCACUUGAACAAAUUUGAACAUCACCAGCAAUUUUGCUGCUGGCUUCCUCGCAGCGGCGGAAAACUGACAAUUAAGUACUUUAAGCUAGCCGGUUUGCUAGCACAGCACACCGGCUAGCCAGCUAGCGUUAGGUUAGUUAGAAAUACACCAGUUUUAGUAGUGCUAGCGUUCCAGACACUUUGUAGAGGUUGUUGAGUGUAACUGAGAAGUUUAUCUCCCUGAAUUGUAACUAGUUAGGUUAGUAUUCGCGAAUAGCUCGUUUUAAUCUGCCUGAAUCGUGGGAUGCACCAGGAAGGCUCGCUGGUUUCGCCUUUACUGAGCGGAGUUUUCUGUCAGUGUCGUCCGGAAGAGUAUCACGGUUCAGACCCGGGUGGUGGAGGAGGUGGUUUUGGUAGUGGUGGACGAAGCCCAGCAGCCACGGAGAUGCGUUCCUCGGUUGAACCCAGCGAGGUGUCGGUGGAGCCGGACGCUACGGCGCAGAGCUGCUCGGUGUGUGGCGGACCAGAGCAGGAGCAUCGCUUGAAAGUGCUCUUCCAGAUCCUGGAUGUGAACAGAGACGGAGGGAUCUGUGUAAACGACCUGACCAUCGGGCUCAAAAAACUCGGAGUCCAUCGCACCGAGCAUGAACUUAUGAAAAUUGUGAAAGCUGGAGAUAAGGACCUGGAUGGCCAGCUGGACUUCGAGGAGUUUGUGCACUACCUAAGGGACCAUGAGAAGAAGCUACGUCUGGUCUUCAAAAGUCUGGACAAGAAGAAUGAUGGUUGUAUCGAUUCACAGGAGAUCAUGCAGUCACUGAGAGACCUGGGGGUGCACAUCUCAGAGCAGCAGGCUGAGAAAAUUCUGAAGAGCAUGGACAAGAACGGCACAAUGACAAUUGACUGGAAUGAAUGGCGGGAUUACCACCUGCUUCAUCCUGCUGACAAUAUCCCUGAAAUCAUCCUCUACUGGAAGCAUUCGACAAUAUUCGAUGUGGGGGAGAGUUUGAUGGUGCCUGAUGAGUUCACGGCAGAGGAAAAGAAGACAGGCAUGUGGUGGCGUCACCUAGUGGCAGGAGGUGGAGCAGGCGCAGUGUCGCGCACCUGUACCGCCCCGCUGGAUCGCCUCAAAGUUCUCAUGCAGGUGCAUGCCUCUCGUAGCAACUCCAUGUGCAUCGCAGGUGGCUUCUCUCAAAUGAUCCGUGAGGGUGGAGUUCGGUCGCUAUGGCGAGGGAAUGGCAUCAACGUCCUGAAGAUUGCCCCUGAGUCCGCCAUCAAGUUCAUGGCCUACGAGCAGAUAAAGCGGCUAAUAGGCAGCAAUCAGGAAACCCUGGGCAUUCUGGAGAGGCUAGUCGCAGGGUCUCUGGCUGGCGCUAUUGCACAGAGCAGCAUCUAUCCCAUGGAGGUUUUGAAGACUCGAUUGGCCCUGGGAAGGACGGGUCAGUACUCUGGCAUCGUUGACUGUGCCAAGCAUAUAUUUCAAAAAGAGGGUUUGGCAGCAUUCUACAAAGGCUACAUCCCCAACAUGCUUGGCAUUAUCCCUUACGCUGGAAUAGACUUGGCAGUGUAUGAGACUCUAAAGAACUCUUGGCUGCAGAGGUUUGCCACAGACAGUGCAGACCCGGGUGUGUUUGUAUUACUAGCCUGUGGCACCAUGUCCAGCACUUGUGGUCAGUUAGCCAGCUACCCCUUGGCUUUGGUUAGGACGCGCAUGCAGGCUCAAGCAGCUUCAUUGGAGGGAGGACCUCAGAUGACCAUGAGUGGCUUGUUCAGGCACAUUGUGCGGACGGAGGGGGCAAUGGGGCUCUACCGAGGUCUGGCCCCCAACUUCAUGAAGGUCAUUCCUGCAGUCAGUAUCAGCUAUGUAGUAUAUGAGAAUCUAAAAGUCACCCUGGGGGUCCAGUCCCGGUGAGAGCAUCAGGCAAACUCAGAACUUUUUUCCUUAUUUUUUUCCAUUUUUUAAAUUUUCAUCGGGAUCUGAAGUGGGGUCAAUGAAAGGAGGCCCCGAAACAAGAUGAGAAAGGAAUGAGAAAUCCUGGGUGACGAGACCUGAGGUUUGAGGCAAUGUUGUCAUUCUGUGAAUGCCAGAAGGGACAAGGAGAGUAAGAGUAGAGCUAGCGUAAGAAUCCAGACCAGAAGUUUGAGAAAGAAGACCAGUUUCUCUCUUACAUGUGGACUCUCUUUUAUGGAAUUGGAUGAAAUUUUGGGAUCCUACAUCUACUCUUCCAAACAUCACACCCAAAGGUCGAGGCUCUUUUGCACUCUGAUCAUCAAACUGUAGUUGCCUGUGUUUCACUCGGGACCAAGAAUAUGCAUGUCUGUUUGCCACAGACUGAAGGACUGCUCAUAGUUUUGGAAAGCUGCUCAAGGGUCACCCUCUUAUAAUUCCAGUAGGUGGCAGUGUUGGACAACUAAAAGCUUAAGACCAACAUUAUCCACAUGCACCAGAUCCUACCCUGCCUUGGAUUUUUAUUUUGCAUUGUCAUGUUUAUUUAAGCACUACUUUUUAUAUUAUAAUUUUGUUUAUAUAAUUUAUUAACCUAAUGAAUUUUUAGGU